Eurypyga helias (sunbittern) is the source of this 3178-nucleotide messenger RNA. It is a transcript of the gene GPHN, whose product is annotated as gephyrin. Bases 1 to 2295 code for a protein of 764 amino acids. Lineage: Eukaryota; Metazoa; Chordata; Aves; Eurypygiformes; Eurypygidae. Gene Ontology annotation, biological process: establishment of synaptic specificity at neuromuscular junction; glycine receptor clustering; gamma-aminobutyric acid receptor clustering. The transcript is spliced from 22 exons. Gene Ontology annotation, molecular function: molybdopterin molybdotransferase activity. Gene Ontology annotation, cellular component: postsynaptic specialization; postsynaptic membrane; cytoplasm. The record is from RefSeq and is a predicted model, not a curated record.
AUGUCAAUGAAGUUAUUUUUUGGGUACUCCAGAGUGCAGACAGGAAUAGAUCUGAAAGAACCAAAAGUCUUUUCUUACCGACCUCAAUCCAGUAGCAAUAGAACUGGUCAUGCGCAACGGUUGGGUGGGACUAUAUCUGCAUACAAGAUAGUGCCAGAUGAAAUAGAAGAAAUCAAGGAGACGCUGAUAGAUUGGUGUGAUGAAAAGGAACUUAAUUUGAUUUUAACAACUGGAGGAACAGGGUUUGCACCACGAGAUGUCACUCCAGAGGCCACUAAAGAAGUAAUAGAGAGAGAAGCCCCAGGGAUGGCCCUCGCAAUGCUAAUGGGAUCACUUAAUGUUACUCCUCUGGGCAUGCUCUCUAGACCUGUGUGUGGAAUCAGAGGGAAAACUCUUAUAAUUAAUCUGCCAGGUAGCAAGAAAGGGUCACAGGAAUGCUUUCAGUUUAUACUGCCAGCCCUACCUCACGCCAUUGAUCUUUUGCGGGAUGCCAUUGUAAAAGUAAAAGAAGUACACGAUGAGCUUGAAGAUCUACCUUCACCACCACCUCCUCUUUCUCCUCCUCCAACCACCAGCCCUCACAAGCAGACAGAAGACAAAGGAGUACAGUGUGAGGAAGAGGAGGAAGAGAAGAAAGAUAGUGGAGUUGCCUCAACAGAGGACAGUUCUUCUUCACAUAUAACAGCAGCAGCCAUUGCAGCUAAGAAGCAUCCAUCCUACACCAGUUCUGCUGUUAUCAUGGCAAAAGGUGAACAGCCCAUCCCUGGUCUCAUCAGUUAUUGCCAUCACGCAGCAGGCAGUGCAGGAGAACCGAUUCCAGAUUCCAUCAUCUCUCGUGGUGUUCAGGUGCUCCCACGUGAUACAGCCUCCCUCAGUACUACUCCUUCAGAAUCUCCGCGUGCCCAGGCCACCUCUCGUCUCUCCACUGCAUCCUGCCCAACACCAAAAGUCCAGUCUAGGUGCAGCAGCAAGGAGAACAUCCUCAGAGCAAGUCACAGUGCUGUUGACAUCACCAAGGUAGCAAGAAGACACCGCAUGUCUCCAUUCCCAUUGACAUCAAUGGACAAAGCCUUCAUCACAGUUCUGGAGAUGACCCCAGUGCUUGGAACAGAAAUCAUCAAUUACAGAGAUGGAAUGGGCCGAGUCCUUGCUCAAGAUGUAUAUGCAAAAGAUAAUCUACCACCAUUUCCAGCAUCAGUGAAAGACGGCUAUGCGGUCAGAGCUGCUGAUGGCCCAGGAGAUCGAUUCAUCAUAGGGGAAUCCCAGGCUGGUGAGCAGCCGACACAGACUGUGAUGCCGGGUCAGGUAAUGCGCGUUACAACUGGUGCUCCAAUUCCAUGUGGUGCUGAUGCAGUGGUGCAAGUGGAAGAUACAGAACUCAUCAGGGAAUCGGAUGAUGGCACUGAAGAACUAGAGGUUCGAAUCCUGGUGCAGGCUCGACCAGGCCAAGAUAUCAGACCUAUAGGACAUGACAUUAAAAGAGGUGAAUGUGUGCUGGCCAAAGGAACCCACAUGGGUCCAUCUGAGAUUGGUCUCUUAGCAACUGUUGGAGUAACUGAAGUAGAAGUUAACAAGUUUCCAGUGGUUGCAGUCAUGUCAACAGGGAAUGAGCUACUGAAUCCUGAAGAUGACCUCUUGCCAGGAAAGAUUCGGGACAGUAACCGUUCGACUCUCCUAGCUACAAUCCAAGAACAUGGCUAUCCAACAAUCAACUUGGGAAUUGUGGGAGAUAACCCAGAUGAUUUACUGAAUGCACUGAAUGAGGGUAUCAGCCGUGCUGAUGUCAUCAUUACAUCAGGAGGUGUAUCUAUGGGGGAGAAGGACUAUCUUAAACAGGUGCUGGAUAUUGAUCUUCAUGCACAGAUUCACUUUGGCAGAGUUUUUAUGAAGCCAGGCCUGCCAACAACUUUUGCAACUCUGGAUAUUGAUGGCGUAAGAAAAAUAAUCUUUGCGCUCCCAGGCAACCCUGUGUCAGCUGUUGUCACCUGCAAUCUCUUUGUUGUUCCUGCACUGAGGAAAAUGCAGGGUAUCCUAGAUCCUCGGCCCACCAUCAUCAAAGCCAGGUUAUCAUGUGAUGUAAAAUUGGACCCCCGCCCAGAAUAUCAUCGGUGCAUACUGACUUGGCAUCACCAAGAACCACUGCCUUGGGCACAGAGUACAGGGAAUCAGAUGAGCAGUCGUCUGAUGAGUAUGCGCAGUGCCAAUGGACUGUUGAUGCUACCUCCAAAGACAGAGCAGUAUGUGGAGCUUCACAAGGGGGAGGUGGUGGAUGUCAUGGUCAUUGGAAGGCUAUGAUGUCACCAGCAAGAGCGAAGCUUUGAUGCAUGUCCACAUAUCAUUGACUGUAUCCUGUAAUAUGCAACGGCACAGCUAGUUUUUCUGAUUUGGAUAAAAGUUGAUCAGUAUAGUCAACAUCUUGAAUUAUAUUUCAAAUGGAAUUUAAAUAAAUACCUUUUAAAAAAAGAAAAAACUUUAAACAAAUCUUAACAAAAGAAAUUUAUUCUGAUUAUAUCAAAGCAACUUUUUCCUUUCCUUGCAAUUGCUUUGUGUGUUCAAUGCUAGUUCUAAUAGCGGUAGCUUUUGGUAGACAGCAGUAGGUGCCUGCAGAACUUGUGUUUUUUCUCAUCUUUAAGAUACAACUACUUAUGCUCUUAAAACAAGGCUGUCUGCUUAUUUAUACUAGCGUAGACAACACUUGGAUUUCCCUUAUUAGUAUGCUUCAUAACCGCUUCACAGAGAGCUUCUGCUUGUUCUUUAUCUUGUAUCUCGUGUUGAUGUGCACAGUGCCAAAAGCGGAGUGGCUGCGCUGGGAACCCAAUGAAGCCCCGGGGUUUCCUCACCUCGCUGUGCAUUCAGGGAUCUCUCUCAUCCCGGCAGCCACCCGGCUCAGUACUCUUGGGCAGUAACUGGAUACCUUUUAUUUCAACAAACAACAAAAAAAUCGCUUCCUUAAGUGCUGACAGCCUUUUUAACCAAUACAUUUAAAAAUGUACAGAACUAAAAACUAAAAAAAAUCAAAGACUGAUCUUGUACAGAUAUUAGUGUUACCAGCAUUCGUGUGGAAAUUAAAUGAGCAAAGAAAUAAAACUAAUGUUAAACACCUCUGUACCAUAACAUUUUCUGUAAUGAUAUUGAAACUUAAAUGAAUAAAAAAAAAAUCCUCAAUCAUUAUUUAAAA